This is a messenger RNA of Astyanax mexicanus (Mexican tetra), 4598 nucleotides long. RefSeq names its product exportin 6 (gene xpo6). Gene Ontology annotation, biological process: protein export from nucleus. The record is from RefSeq and is a predicted model, not a curated record. The coding region runs from base 474 to 3860 and encodes 1128 amino acids. The transcript is spliced from 25 exons. NCBI's taxonomy places the organism in Eukaryota, Metazoa, Chordata, Actinopteri, Characiformes, Acestrorhamphidae. Gene Ontology annotation, molecular function: nuclear export signal receptor activity; small GTPase binding.
AGGGGCUGUGCUGGGGCGGAGAGAGGAAGCUGCGCGGCCUGGGCGAGAGAGCAGAGCCAGCGGCUGUGUUAAACUGCAGGCGGGGGUCGGGCGCUGUUCUCCUGGGCUCAGAAAAAUCUCCAAAACGCGUGUGUGGCUGUUUCGGUGUGCCGGGGCGAGACGCUUUAUCCAGGGCCGCGGUGAGCGUCGGUUAGUGGGGCUUGACACGAGCUCAGUCCGCCCCUCAGCACCACCUCCCCGGCCUCCACCGUAACAAGUGUCGGCUGCGCUUUCAGCGGUACCAGGCGAGGCCCUGCGGGACUGGGGUGAGCGGCAUGCCGUGUAUCGGCGCUUAUAGACGGUAAGAGGGGGAACCAGAGACCGCAGGCCCGGGAGCAGCGAUGAGGAGCCGGGUAGGGCGUCUUCUUUUCAGCCUGUAGCCGCAGAUAAACACGCAGCAGCCCGGAGAGAAGACCACAGCACACCGGCUGGCCAUGGCGUCGGAGGAGGCAUCCCUUCGUGCUCUUGAAAGCCUAAUGACAGAGUUUUUCCACAGCUGCACGACCAAUGACCGCAAGAGAGAGAUUGAGGAGCUGCUGAAUAGUUUUGCUGGGCAGCCUGGCUCCUGGAGGCACUGCCUCUACUUCCUCUCCAACAGCAGAAAUGAAUACGUCAUGAUGUAUAGCCUUACAGUGUUUGAGAAUUUGGUCAACAAGAUGUGGGUUGGUGUGGCCAGUGAGGAUAAGGCGGAGCUUCGUAGCUGCUUGCCAAAGUUGUUGCUGUCUCAGCACGCUCUGCUGCCAUUCUUCAUCAGGAACAAACUUUGUAAAGUCAUUGUGGACAUCGGACGUCAAGAUUGGCCAAUGUUCUACCACGACUUCUUUAGCAACACGUUACAGUUGGUGCAGUCCCCUUCUCUAGCUCCACUGGGAUUGGUUCUGCUGAAGAUGACCUCAGAGGAGCUGGUGUGUCCGAGGGAAGAUCUGAGUGUUGCUAGGAAAGAAGAGCUGAAAAAACUCUUACUGGAGCAAAUACCUACCGUACUGAACCUGCUGACGGGUAUUUUGGAAACGGUGUGGGAUAAGCACAGCGUCACAGUUACAACUCCUCCUCCAUCACCCACGUCUAGAGAAACAGGUGUGCUGGUGGGCGAUAGCACUCCGGUGGGUCUGGAGUCGGAGAGUGGAACGCUGUGCCUGUUGGCUCUGGAAUGCCUGGCUCAUCUCUUCAGCUGGAUUCCCCUGUCCUCCUCCAUCACUCCAGCUCUCCUGGCCUCCAUCUUCCACUUUGCUCGCUUCGGCUGCCAGCUGCCAGUCAAGACCAAGCCUCCGCCCACCUCCAACGGGGACUCCUCCCCUGGAAACCUGGCUAAUGGAAGCAAUGCGCAGGGACGGACAGGGCAGAUGGUUGGCCACGCCGACCGGGCUCGGCUGGGCGUUAUGGCUAUGAGCUGCAUUAACGAGCUGAUGUGUAAAAACUGUGUUCCGCUGGACUUCGAGGAGUUUCUGCUGCGCAUGUUCCAGCAGACCUUUUACCUGCUGCAAAGACUCACAAACUCGCACUCGCACACCAACACACACAGUGUCAAAAACAGACUGCAGGAGUUAGACGAAAGUUACGUGGAGAAGUUCACAGACUUCCUGCGGCUCUUUGUUAGCGUUCAUCUGAGAAGAAUCGAAUCCAACAGUCAGUUUCCUCUGGUGGAGUUCCUGGCUCUGCUCUUUAAGUACACCUUCAACCAGCCGACACACGAGGGCUAUCUGACCUGCCUGGACAUCUGGAGUAUAUUCCUGGACUACCUGACCACCAAAAUCAGGAGCCGACUGGCAGACAGGGAUAGCGUCUUAAACAGGUAUAAGGAUGCUUUAGUGCUGCUGCUGAGAGAGGUUUUGAAUCGAAUUCAGUUCAGGUUGAACCAGAGUCAACUUGAGGAGCUGGACGACGAGACCCUCGAUGAUGAUCAACAGACGGAGUGGCAGCGGUACUUGCGUCAGAGUUUGGAGGUGGUUGCCAGGGUGAUGGAGCUGCUGCCAUCUCAGACCUUCUCCAUUCUGUUUCCGGUGCUUCAGGAAGACUUGGACGUUUACCUUGGACUGCAGCAGUACAUUGUUACUACCAGAACAAAUCGCAGGUUGAACAUCACGGCGGAGGCUGACUGCAGGAAGCUGCACUGCGCUCUGAGGGAUCUCAGCUCUUUACUGCAGGCUGUUGGGCGUCUGGCUGAGUUUUUCACUGGAGACGUUUUCACAGCUCGCUUUAACGAUGCCCUGGCUAUUGUUCAGAGGCUAGUGGAGGUCACGUGUUACGGCUCUCAGAUCAGCUUGUAUGAUGUGGAAAUGGCCGUCCCUUCAGUUCUUAAACCAGACCUUAUAGAUGUCCAUGCCCAGUCACUGGCUGCUCUUCAGGCGUAUUCUCAUUGGCUGGCUCAGUUCUGCAGUGAGGUGCAGCGGCAGCAGGAUCAAACGCAGUUCGUCGACCUCAUCACCUCCGGCAUGGCUGCCACCACACCCCUUAUUAACGCCAAGGUUCCAGAGAAAUUACUUCUGUCAGCGUGCCAUCUCCUGGUCUCCAUGGCAACGACGGUGCGACCUGUGUUCCUGGUGUCGUUGCCGGCGGUCCAGAACGUCUUCAACCUGAUCACAGAGAACCACAAUCACAGGCUCCCUCAAGAGGCUCACGUGCUGGUGUGCAGGGCUCUGUCCAACAUGCUGCUGUUGCCGUGGCCAAGCUUACCUGAGGCAGAGCAGCAAUGGCCAAACCGAUCAGCCAAUCACACGCGCCUCAUCAGCACCCUCACACACCAGUACCGCCUCUUACCUCGCCCCCCGGAUCACCACCCCACCAGUAAGGUGGUGCUGCAGCAGACUCUGUGUGUUCUGAAGGAUAUAGUGGACAGUAUAUCAGGAGAAGCUACUAAAUCUCGUCAGAUCUGUUACCAGAGUCUGCAGGAAUCAGUUCAGGUCACACUGGCCCUGUUCCCUCUCUACAUCCAGCAGCCCGACGUGACAGAUGAGAUGCUGAGUUUCUUCCUCACACUGUUCCAGGCUCUGCGGGUGCAGAUGGGAGUUGCCUUCACUGAGCAAAUCAUUCAGACCUUCCUCAGCAUGUUCACCAGGGAGCAGCUGGCAGUCAGCAUCUUACAGGAGGGCAGUUCUGGUUCAAAAGUGGUGCAGAAAUUCCUCAAAAUUCUACAGGUCGUGGUUCAGGAACCUGGGCAGACCUUUAAGCCCAUGCUACCCAGCAUCCUCAGCCUUUGUAUGGAGCAGGUGUACCCGAUUGUGGCUGAGCGCUCCUGUCCAGACGUCAAAGCCGAGAUGUUCGAACUUCUCUUCCAAAUCCUCCAUCAGAACUGGAGGUUCUUCUUUAAGACCUCCGUCCUCAGCAGCGUUCAAAGAACCGGUGCUGAAGAGCACAUGGAGAACCAGGCACAGUUUAUUGCCGCCAUGCAGGCAUUUGGACAGUCCUUCCUGCAGCCAGAUAUCCACAUCUUCAAGCAGAACCUGAGCUACCUAGAGAUUCUUAACAGCAAACACAAACUGUACCACAGGAAGCUGUUCCGGAGCUCCAUGCUCUUCCACUUCAUUAACGUGCUGCUGCAAGUUCUCCUGCACAAGAGCCAUGACCUUCUCCAGGAUGACAUCACCGUGGCCCUCUACAACAUGGCCGCUGUAGAUUUCCAAGCUUUCUAUUCCUCCUUCCUGCCAGAGUUCCUCAACGGCUGCCAAGGUCUCGACCCACACCAACGCACAACGCUCGCCCGCAACUUCACGCCGGAGAGGGACCUGCCAUCGUUUUCUCAGGGAGUGUACAGACUGGUGAAUGACCUGCGUUUCUAUAGACUGUGUAAUGGAAGCUUGCCCCCGGGGACCCUGAAGCUAUAGCCUCACGUUUCUCUCGCCGCACAGCCAAACACGGCCCGUCCGUGCGGGGACGCCGAUCGCUGCCGCUGCGGUGAUCAAGCCACACCCUUCGCCAGGGGCCAGCCUAUGAUCUCUCUGUAGGGGCGUGUCAUACGAGCCACACCCCCCUCCCAUUUUCUGCUGGGUUUGUUAUGUCAGCUUAUGUUUUAUUUCAGCGAAAUUUCACACGUUGCCAAUGAUCAUAAGGCCAAAGUGUACGUUCCACUGCUGCAGCGGGGACUGGAGCGCUGGUAUAACGGUUCGACGUCGGUGUGAUCGGCCGGGAAGGAUGAACUGAGCAGAGCCAAGCCGAGCUGACCGUCAGCGCUCUUGUUUGAGCCUCCCUGCUGCUGCUGCACUUCUACAGAAGCCUUCCUGUGGAGUGAAGGUGGUGGAGCAGUGUCUUGAAUCUGUUCUUUUUAAAGGAAUGGUGCUGCUGAAGGCACUUGGAUGCGGUUUGUAAUGUUUUAUGAGGCUUAAAUCGGUUUGAGAUAGACUGUUGACUGGGUUGAUGGUGAGUGAGACGGAGUGAAAACGGUUUAAAAGUGGACUGCUGCAUUUCUGAGCGCUGAUUUAUUUUUUAUUUUUAUUUUUUCCCUCGAAUGUCUUGAUUUUAGCGCCUUCUCUUCAUCUCUGUGGAGACGGACUCACUCCUCCUUUCAUAUCAUUCCAUCCUGAUCCAGGAGACACAAACCUUCAAUAAAAUUUUGUAAUGAAGCA